UUUGCCCACAAGGAAUAUUAGACAGUGCAAAGAGUACCUGCUACAACAAUUAUCAAAACGAUCAAACUGCAUCCAAACUCCAUUGUUGUAUGAUCGAAUACAGCAGGACUUGUGUUCCGGAAAUACUCGAAAGACAAAGAUGCGACGAGACGUUUCUUCUUGAGCAUUUCUUUAAGGACAUCAACGCCGACUGUGGAACAUCGAAGCCAGUCUGCUUGGAGUGCACUCAAAACGCAAUAUCGGAUGCGGAAGAUGUGUGCUUGAGGAAAUACGAACAGGAACACGGCAUCAUUUCUAGAGGCCUGAUGUCCGGCAACGACAAACGACUGUGCUGUAUGUUGGACUACAAGAAGAAUUGUGUUCCAGACCAAUUAAAACCAAAAGGCUGUGGCGAACAACUUCUUCAAAAUUAUGUUGUCAAGGUACAGAGUGAAAUGAGAUACCAAUGUGCAGGAUCGAGCUCGAUGUGUACCGUUUGCCCAAGAGGAUUAUUAGACAGUGCAAAGAGUACCUGCUACAACAAUUAUCAAAACAAUCAAACUGCAUCCAAACUCCAUUGUUGUGUGAUCGAAUACAGCAGGACUUGUGUUCCGGAAAUACUUGCAAGACCAGGAUGCGAUGAAACGUUUCUUCUUGACCAGUUCUUUAAGGACAUCAACGCCGACUGUGGAACAUCGAAGCCAGUCUGCUUGGCGUGCAAUCAAAAAGCAAUAUCAGAUGCGGAAGAUGUGUGCUUGAGGAAAUACGAACAGGAACACGGAAUCAUUUCUAGGGGCCUGAUGUCCGGCAACGACAAACGACUGUGCUGCAUGUUGGACUACAAGAAGAAUUGUGUUCCAGGCCAAUUAAAACCAAAAGGUUGUGGUGAACAACUGCUUCAAAAUUAUGUUGCAAAGAUGCAGAGUGAAAUGAGAUACAAAUGUGCAGCAUCAAACUCGAUGUGUACCGUUUGCCCACAAGGAUUAUUAGACAGUGCAAAGAGUACCUGCUACAACAAUUAUCAAAACGAUCAAACUGCAUCCAAACGCCAUUUGGAGAAUGAAUGUUUCAACAAGGAGAGUCCCGGCAACGAGGUCGUCAUCACUGCUUUUCGCUACGUGAUAGACAUGGUAGACUUUGGCAAUAUAGGAGGGAUCUCUCCCGGGCCGCUGCAGAAGAUGGUGCGUUGGAUCUACACCCGUUACAAGUACGUCUGUAUAACGGUGCCGGAAGGACCCCUGGGUCUGAUGAGCGAAUUUGUGAGCUCGACCAACGCUGAAUUCAACUACAUCUCUGCAGACAUCGUGGACCUUCUCGCUCGUGCCAUUGCUCAUAUUAGGUAUGCCCUGCGGAAGCAGCGACAUUUGCAAGCAGUCUACAUUGUACUUUGUCACUGA
Ornithodoros turicata is the source of this 1376-nucleotide messenger RNA. RefSeq lists its product as uncharacterized. The coding region runs from base 90 to 1376 and encodes 428 amino acids. The transcript has 10 exons. The record is from RefSeq and is a predicted model, not a curated record. NCBI's taxonomy places the organism in Eukaryota, Metazoa, Arthropoda, Arachnida, Ixodida, Argasidae.